Molecule: messenger RNA, 1374 nt
Organism: Scheffersomyces amazonensis
Lineage: Eukaryota; Fungi; Ascomycota; Pichiomycetes; Serinales; Debaryomycetaceae
Exons: 1
Coding region: 29-1279 (416 amino acids)
Biological process (GO): proteolysis
Molecular function (GO): metalloexopeptidase activity
Source: RefSeq, a predicted model, not a curated record
UGAAGGGUACUGUACUAACAAUUGCAAGAUGAAAGUAUCUACUCUCUGUGUGGCAUUACAAGUGUCCUUAGUAUUAUCGUUUCCUACUUUUUUCUUUCCUAAUUGGAAACAAUUCCAAGUUCCAUUAUUAUCCGGAGCCCAAGAUGAGGAACGAUUAAUUAAAUUAAGUCCUACUGAAUAUUCUAUUAUUAAAGAAUCUGAUAAAACUAGAUUAAGAAGAUCUAAUAUUAAUUUUAUUGAUGUAACUGGUCAAAUUUCUGUUCAAGAAGCUAUUGAAAAAGGUUAUCUUGAAGAACCAUCUUCAAAGACUUUAUUACAAGAUUUACUUUUAGUUGGUUCAAAACAAUUGAGUACAAUUAAAGAACCUCCAGUUUAUAAUUAUCCAACUACUGUUAAAUAUGAAAGUGAAAUAAAAAAAUUAUACAAUGCUAUUGAUAUUGAUUUAGUAUAUCUGAAUUUAGCUAAUUUUACUUCAUUCUUUACAAGAUACUAUAAAUCAAAGAGUGGAGCUGAAAGUAGUCAAUGGUUAUUUACACAAAUUUCUGAAGUAAUUGAACCUGUUUCUGAAAAGGUUACUGUCAAGAAAUUUCAUCAUGUUGGAUGGGACCAAUUUUCCAUAAUUGUUACUAUUCCUGGUGAAAUUAGCGAAAAAGUUGUGGUUGGAGCUCAUCAAGAUUCUAUUAAUCUUUUAUUCCCUAGUUUAUUACCUGCUCCAGGUGCCGAUGAUGAUGGUUCAGGAACUGUUACCAUUCUUGAAUCAUUAAGAAUCUUGAUAAAUGCUUACGAAAAAGGUUUAUUCAAACCAUAUAAUACUUUAGAAUUCCAUUGGUAUUCAGCAGAAGAAGGUGGAUUAUUAGGUUCUAUUGAUAUAUUCUCAACUUAUUCAAGAUCUGGAGAAGUUGUUGUUGGAAUGUUACAACAAGAUAUGACUGGCUAUACUGCUACAACUAUUGCAGAAGGUAUUGAACCACAUUUCGGUUUAAUUACUGAUUACACUUCUAAGUAUUUAAAUGAUUUUAUUAAAUUAAUCAUUAAUAAUUAUAAUUCAAUUCCAUAUCAUGAAUCAUCUUGUGGAUAUGCAUGUUCGGAUCAUUCCUCAGCUUUAGAAAAUGGAUAUCCUUCAGCCUUUUUAAUUGAAGCAGAAAUGAAAUAUACUAGUAAAUAUAUUCAUUCUGUUUCCGAUACAAUUGAUAGAAUUGAUUGGGACCAUGUUAAGGAACAUAUUAAAUUAACUAUUGCCUUUGCCUAUGAAUUAGCUUCUGCAAAGAAGUUACAUUAAAGUUUUUCUUUUUUUUUUUAUUUGACUUAAAGAAUGUUCUAUAAAAAGUAUUCGCCGCCUCUGUUUCUAAUCAAUAUAUGAUUUUUUCAUUUAAA